AUGGACAAGAAGCAGAACACAAAGGGAAAGAAGGAGGUACAAGAUGAGCCUGAAGUAUUUGUUGUGGGGAAGGUGCUUGACCAACGUAUUGUCAAUGGAAAAGUAGAGUUCUUUCUGAGGUGGAAAGGAUUUACAGAAGCAGACAAUAUCUGGGAACCAGAGGAGACUCUAGAUUGCCCAGAACUGAUUCCAGCUUUUUUAGCAUCGCAGAAAAAUGUGACGGAGAAGCCUUCUCCUGUCAAGCAGAAGGCCUCAACUGAUGAGUUAGACACAGAUGCCAUAAAGAAGAAUGUGACUGAGAAGCCCAGAGGUUUCGAUAGGAACUUGGAACCAGAGAGGAUCAUCGGUGCAACAGACAGCAGUGGAGAGCUGAUGUUUUUGAUGAUGUGGAAAGACUCAGAUGAAGCUGAUUUAGUCCCAGCUCGUGAGGCCAACACUGGCUGCCCCCAGGUGGUUAUUUCUUUCUAUGAGGAGCGACUGACAUGGCGUUCUUGUCCAGAGGAGGAAGCUCAGUAG
Messenger RNA from Lampris incognitus (smalleye Pacific opah), 516 nucleotides. Its product is annotated as chromobox protein homolog 3-like. The transcript has 2 exons. Gene Ontology annotation, biological process: negative regulation of transcription by RNA polymerase II; chromatin organization. Gene Ontology annotation, molecular function: chromatin binding. The record is from RefSeq and is a predicted model, not a curated record. Gene Ontology annotation, cellular component: pericentric heterochromatin; nucleus. Lineage: Eukaryota; Metazoa; Chordata; Actinopteri; Lampriformes; Lampridae. Bases 1 to 516 code for a protein of 171 amino acids.